Messenger RNA from Colletotrichum siamense, 213 nucleotides. RefSeq lists its product as uncharacterized. The record is from RefSeq and is a predicted model, not a curated record. Lineage: Eukaryota; Fungi; Ascomycota; Sordariomycetes; Glomerellales; Glomerellaceae. The coding region runs from base 1 to 213 and encodes 70 amino acids. The transcript is spliced from 4 exons.
AUGGGACGGCAAUGGCCCAGCUGCAUCCUUCCGAUCCUUCAUUGGCCUAAAUGGCCUGCUUCGGCUCUAGGGCAGACAGUAUUCCUUCUUUCAUUUAUAUUUCAGACCGUGACGGAGAAAUAUCAGUAUCCCUAUACCAAAUACAAAUCAAUAGCAGAAGUCCAGAUUGCUUUCUCGGUGGUGUCGUUUGCGUUCGCCGUAUUACCCCAAUAA